Orcinus orca (killer whale) is the source of this 1321-nucleotide messenger RNA. It is a transcript of the gene TMEM125, whose product is annotated as transmembrane protein 125. The record is from RefSeq and is a predicted model, not a curated record. Lineage: Eukaryota; Metazoa; Chordata; Mammalia; Artiodactyla; Delphinidae. The transcript has a single exon. Bases 1 to 660 code for a protein of 219 amino acids.
AUGUCUGAGGGAGAGGCUCGGGCCCGGCCGGGCCGGGGGCUGCCGCCGGAUGUGCUGGCGGAGCAGGUGGAGCUGUGGUGGUCCCAGCAGCCGCGGCGCUCAGCGCUCUGCUUCGCCGUGGCUGUGGGCCUCGUGGCGGGCUGUGGGGCGGGUGGCGUGGCCCUGCUGUCCUCCACCAGCAGCCGCUCGGGCGAGUGGCGUCUGGCGGUGGGCACAGUGCUCUGCCUGCUGGCCCUGCUGGUCCUGGUUAAGCAGCUGAUGAGCUCGGCCGUGCAGGACAUGAACUGCAUCCGCCAGCCCCGCCACGUGGCUCUGCUCCGCAGCGGCGGCGGGGCCGACGCCCUGGUGGUGCUGCUCAGCGGCCUGGUGCUGCUGGCCACCGGCUUGACGCUGGCGGGGCUGGCCGCCGCCCCUGCCCCCGCCCGGCCGCUGGCCGCCAUGCUGUUCGUGGGCGUCACCCUGGCUGCCUCAGGUGCGCUCUUGCUGCUGGGCCUGCUGCUGUAUCAGGUGGCCGUGAGCGGACACUGUCCCCCUACCCGUGCGGCCGCCCCCUCCGCCCGCAGUGACCACAGUGGGAAUGGCAGCGUCUUCAGCAUCUCAGGACGGUUGUCCGCUGGCCAGCAUCGUGAGACCACGUCCAGCAUCGCCAGCCUCAUCUGACGGAGCCCGGGCCCUCCUUCCCGUGACCUGCCUCAGCCUCCACAGAGCCGUGCCCGGGCGCGAGUGAGGGUGUGUGCACACACGUGUGUGCACACGCACCAAGGGGAGAGUGACUGCAUGGGUGUCCCCAGGACUGCUCAGCCCUCUGAGUGACUGUGUGACUGUGAUGAGGGGCCGAUUUGCACCCACACACCCACGUCACAAGGAGGGAACUGCUUCUCCUUGGAGCUCGUGGAACCGUCAGUCUGCCUGUCUGUGUCCGGGGCCUCUAGGCAGAGAAGGGUCUGGGAUCCCUGAAGAUCCCUGGCCCCUAUCCCUAACACCCCUCAAAGGCAACUCUGCCCUGUAACGCCUGUCAGGGAUUUCCCCAGGAGAGGCUGCUGCCUGCCCCAGAGACUGCGCCAGUGAACCCUUUUAUCAAGGAGACUGAAUGGUGACAGAGUGGACAGAACACAGGCUCCGGCAUGACAGGCCUGGGCCGCAGUCCCCCCCUCUACCACUCACCAGGUGGGGGCCUUGGGCAAGUGGCUUAACCUCUCUGAGCCCUGGUUUCUUGAGCGUCAUGGUCACGGUCGUCAACUGUUAGGAUCAAAUGAUAUUAUUUACGUAUAGAAGGACCGGGCACACGGCAGAUGUGCAAUAAAAGUGGUGACUGCUAUUA